AUGAAUUAUUAUCCUUCAGUUCAAGAUGAAGAUGAUUAUGAAAUUGAAGAGGUUGUUGCAAGUGGACAGAUUAGAUUACAUAGUGAAGUUGAAGAAGAUGAAAGAGUUAUUGGAAAUAGAAUUAGGUUGCAACCUGAUGUUGAAAGUGAAGUUGUUGAAAGAGAAAUUAAAAGACCACGAAUUGAAAGAGAAAUAUUAUUUAAGAGUAUUGUAUUAGAAAAGAAUAGUAGUAUCGAUUUAAUUUUUAAUGAUAUUAAUAUUAAGAUUAACAGAAAAU
Scutellospora calospora is the source of this 277-nucleotide messenger RNA. The record is from the annotation of a GenBank genome assembly. NCBI's taxonomy places the organism in Eukaryota, Fungi, Glomeromycota, Glomeromycetes, Diversisporales, Gigasporaceae.